AUGGCAUCCGGUUGGGGAAUCACAGGGAACAAAGGGCGCUGCUACGAUUUCUGGGUCGACUUCAGCGAGUGCAUGUCUCGCUGCCGUCAGCCCAAGGACUGUGUUCUUCUUCGCGAAGACUACCUCGAGUGUCUUCACCACUCCAAAGAGUUUCAACGAAGAAACCGAAUUUACAAGGAGGAGCAGCGUAAAAUAAGGGCAGCUGCACGGGCCAAAGAGGGUGGAGAGGUUGAUAAGCAUCACCAUCCAUAG
This is a messenger RNA of Prunus armeniaca (apricot), 252 nucleotides long. Lineage: Eukaryota; Viridiplantae; Streptophyta; Magnoliopsida; Rosales; Rosaceae. The record is from the annotation of a GenBank genome assembly.